Molecule: messenger RNA, 1791 nt
Organism: Hydra vulgaris (swiftwater hydra)
Lineage: Eukaryota; Metazoa; Cnidaria; Hydrozoa; Anthoathecata; Hydridae
Product: arrestin domain-containing protein A
Biological process (GO): protein transport
Cellular component (GO): cytoplasm
Source: RefSeq, a predicted model, not a curated record
UUUAAUGAUUCAUAUCCGCUUGGUGCGUAUAAGCAGCAAUGAAACAUGAGUUUACAUUUAAAUCACUUUAAACACGAAUCUUUAUAAAUAAUGUUUAUCAUUUUGCGAGCUUAAAGUGUAAGUUGCAAGAAUAUUAAGUGAAGUUGUUUCAAAAUUAAAAAUUAUUAAAACUUGUAAUUUAACACAAAUUAAUAAUGGAUGUUUAUUGAUAAAAUAAAAAUGGGAAAAAUAAAAGAUUUGAAGAUUCAACUUGAUCAAAAUACACCGUAUUUUGCUGGAGAUCUUAUUGUGGGUCAAGUUACAUUUAACCUAAUAAAAUGUUUGUCAAUCACUCGUAUUUUACUUUCGUUUGAAGGUAUUGGCAAAUGCAAAAAUGGUGCACAUUGCAAAGAAAAUAUUCACAGCUGUAAAAUUACAUUAUUUAAUAGUGAACAAAGUCAUCAGAUUGGCUUUUAUAAAUAUCCAUUCAAUAUACAGCUACCUGAAAAACUUCCAACAUCAGUAAAAAUGGAUAAUGCAAGUAUAUCCUAUAAAAUUUUGGCUAAAAUUAAGUGCAAAGGUUCUUCAAAUAAAUCUUUGAAGAGUCGAAUACUGAUCACUGAAGUCAUAGACGCAAACAUAUGUAAUACACCUUCUGUUACAAUUUUGCGCAAGACACCAUCUUUAUUCUCUAACAAGCAGAAGUUAAGCAGUAAAGAGUUAUUAGUCUGUCUUAAAAGAAGCGUUUAUUGUGCAGAAGAGCAGAUUGUAUUAAACAUUCAGUAUAAAGAUCGAAGCCCUCGAUAUAUGGGUAAUAUUAAAGCAGUAUUAAAUAGAUAUGUCUUAUUUAAUCCGAAAGAAAAUAAAUAUCGUUUUUCUGUGAAAAAAAAAAUCAAAGAAGUAUCAGACAGCAUACCAGAUAAGACCACUGAAAGAUCACUUUUGAUACCAGUUCCUAAAUCAGUAAUGCCGUCAAAUUGUCUUGCUAAUGCUGUCCAAGUUAAGUAUGUUUUACAUGUUAAAAUAGUUGGUUAUCCUGAACAUAAAAUACCGGUAGUUAUUGGGACCAAAGCAAAAACCAUCUCUACUUCUUAUGAAGAAAUUUUCAGAAGUAUUGAUAUCAAUGAAUAUCCUCCAGGUUAUGGAAAUACAGUUAUGCCUACUGCUCCGUCUUAUAUUGAUGAUAGCUUUGAUCAGUUUGAACAGUGUGAUAGACCACUAAGUACAAUGUUUCUUUAUCCCCCAGAAUAUGUUCCGCAGAAUGAGUUUAACAUCCCGCCAUCAUAUAACGAAACCGUCAGUGUGAUAAGUUCUUCAUCAAAUGAAAAUAUUUAAAAUGGAUUUUAAUACAAGACUUAUUUAAUUUAUUUAAAAUAGUUUAUUUUAUUGUGGCUGGCCAUUAUUUAUUUUGUUUUACUCCUGUUUGCAUAUUUUCACUCGAUGAAAUGUUUUUAUACAUGUAAUUGAUCAACUAUUUAUGCAAAUCUGCUUACAUAUGGUUGAGAUUUAAUAUCCAGUGCUUGAGGAUUAAAGCAAAAAGAACGCCUUAAAGUCAAAUACAUUCUGUAACAUUAAAUAAAACAUUUUUUUCAGCCGUAUCUUAAAAAGCUUUCUGAAAAAGUUGAUAUAAAUUGAUUUGAAUGUUACGCUAAAAGAUGGUUAGAAAGAGUAGUAGAGGUUUUAAAAUUUAUUUGUAAUCUUAUGUUAAGCUAGAGGUUCCAAAUCUUCAAGUAAAUUUUAGUAAUGUAAAAAAAAAAAAGAUAAAUAAUGUAAUUUUGUAAUAUAAGUAUAAUAUAUCCAUAGUUUUUAAAA